AGGUCCUGCCUGCAGGGGAAGAGACUCUACUUAUGGAUCUCCUGUCUGAGCCGCCUCCAUAUCAAGAGGCACCCCACGAGGCGGCUAAUGAAGCAGAGGCCAUGCCUGCCGAACGCCCCGCUGCGACUGAUGAGGCAGCCCCCUCACCUGUGGCAAGCCGCCUCAGGGGGCGGCGGGAACAGGCCCCUGCGGACUCCACCGCCAUGCCUCUGCGUACCGGCCCGGACGGCCAGCUGCAGUACUGGCCGUUCUCCGCCUCCGAUCUCUAUAAUUGGAAAAACAAUAAUCCUCCUUUUUCUAAAGAUCCCUUGCAAUUGAUCUCCCUUUUAGAAUCAGUCCUAGUGACUCAUCAACCCACCUGGGACGAUUGCCAACAGCUUUUACAGGUGCUACUGACUACUGAGGAGAAGCAGCGGGUCCUCCUCGAGGCGCGGAAGAAUGUGAGGGGAGCGGACGGACAGCCUACCCAGCUCCCUAAUGAGAUCGAUGCAGCCUUUCCCUUAACCAGGCCGGAAUGGGAUUUUAGUACUGAGGCAGGUAGGACUCAUCUUCGUCUCUACCGCCAGUUGCUCAUAGCAGGUCUCCGGGGGGCAGCUCGGCGCCCCACCAAUUUGGCUCAGGUAAAACAGGUUUUGCAGCGAGCAGAGGAAACGCCCGCCGCGUUCCUUGAGAGAUUGAAGGAGGCAUACCGCAUGUAUACGCCUUACGAUCCGGAGGACCCAGGACAAGCCACUGGUCUUGCCAUGGCGUUUAUCUGGCAGUCCGCCCCAGAUAUCCGUAAUAAGUUACAGAGGCUGGACAAUUUACAGGGGUAUACGGUCCCUGAUUUGCUAAAGGAGGCAGAGAAGGUAUUCAAUAAUAGAGAGAGCCAGGAAGAGAGAGAAGAGCGUUGGAGGAGAGAAAACAUUGAGAGGGAGGAAAGGCAGCGAAAGGAAAUGGAAGAGAGAGAAAAUGCCAGGGAUAAAAGGAGACAGAGGGAGCUUUCACGGUUGAUGGCCACUGUAGUGUCAGGACAGAGACAGCGGCAGGAUAGACAAGGAGGAGAUCGAAGAGGACCCAGGGUAGAUAAAGAUCAGUGUGCCUACUGCAAAGAACGGGGCCACUGGGCUCGGGAGUGCCCAAAGAAGCAAAGUCGGAACAGAAAUACAAGACCCCAGGCCUCAGCUUCUCUCCUAAACCUAGAAGACUAGGGGAGUCGAGGCCAGGAGCCCCCCCCUGAGCCGCGGCUAACCCUACACGUAGGGGGGCACCCCGUCACCUUCCUGGUGGAUACAGGGGCACAGCACUCCGUUUUGACCAGGUCUCCUGGCACGUUGAGCGGCCGCACGGCCUGGGUCCAGGGAGCCACAGGAGGAAAGACCUACCGCUGGACCACCGACCGGCAAGUGCAACUAGCGACUGGCAAGGUAACCCACUCCUUCCUCCAUGUCCCAGACUGUCCAUACCCAUUGCUGGGUAGGGACUUAUUAACUAAACUAAAGGCUCAGAUACAUUUUGAUAAGACUGGGGUCAGCAUCACUGACCCGUCGGGAAGGCCGUUGCAUGUGCUCACCUUGUCCAUAGAAGAUGAGUAUAGACUACAUGAACGAAGCAAAAAGGCCCCAACCGAUAUGGAGGGAUGGCUACUCAAGUACCCCCAAGCAUGGGCAGAGACCGGGGGCAUGGGUCUCGCCGAUAGCCAGCCACCCAUAAUUGUGUCCCUGAAAGCGAACGCCAUCCCAAUCGCCGUAAAGCAGUACCCAAUGUCCAAGGAAGCCAGAGAAGGCAUAGCUCCUCACAUCAAUAGACUGUUGGAUCAAGGGAUCCUCGUACCCUGUAAGUCCCCCUGGAACACCCCUCUAUUACCCGUCAGAAAACCAGGAACGGGGGACUACAGACCAGUCCAGGACCUCCGAGAGGUUAAUAAACGGGUUGAAGAUCUACACCCCACAGUGCCCAACCCCUACAACCUCCUUAGUGGGCUAUCGCCUACCCACGUCUGGUAUACGGUCCUGGACCUCAAGGAUGCCUUCUUUUGCUUGAGGCUACACCCCAACAGCCAGUUGUUAUUUGCCUUUGAAUGGAGAGACCCAGCUCGGGGAAUCUCCGGUCAGCUGACCUGGACAAGGCUACCCCAAGGGUUUAAAAACAGCCCCACUCUCUUUGACGAGGCACUACACCGGGAUCUGGGUUUUCGGGUCCAGCACCCCUCUCUGAUUCUGCUCCAGUACGUAGAUGAUUUGCUGCUGGCGGCUACGUCAGAGGAAGACUGUCGCCGGGGCACCGAGACCCUACUCCAGGUCUUGGGGAGUCUGGGGUACCGGGCAUCGGCCAAGAAAGCCCAGCUCUGUUUAAAACAAGUGACCUAUCUGGGCUACAAAAUAAGGGAAGGGCAGAGGUGGCUAACUGAGGCCAGAAAGCGAACCAUUCUGAACAUUCCCGCCCCAAGAACCCCCCGUCAAUUACGGGAAUUCCUGGGAACCGCAGGCUUCUGCCGCCUCUGGAUCCCGGGUUUCGCUGAGUUGGCCGCUCCCCUCUAUCCCCUCACGCGGACCGGCAUCCCCUAUAACUGGGGAACGGACCAGCAGCAGGCCUUUGAGAAUAUCAAACAGGCCCUCCUACACUCCCCGGCCCUGGGACUGCCCGACUUGCUGAAGCCCUUCGAGUUAUACGUUGACGAAAGACAGGGCUACGAAGGGGUGUUAACCCAGAAGCUGGGACCAUGGAGGAGACCGGUGGCCUAUUUAUCCAAGAAACUGGACUCAGUGGCCGCAGGAUGGCCACCCUGCCUCCGGAUGGUAGCGGCGAUAGCAAUUCUGGUUAAAGAUUCUGGCAAACUGACCAUGGGUCAACCCCUUACCGUUCUGGCCCCGCAUGCUGUUGAAGCAAUCAUCCGACAACCUCCGGACAGGUGGCUCACCAAUGCGAGAAUGACUCAUUACCAAACCUUACUAUUAGAUACCGACCGAAUCCGGUAUGGGGCCCCGGUGGCCUUAAAUCCAGCCACCCUCCUACCUCUCCGGCACCCCGAACACCAUGAUUGUCAGCAGAUCCUGGCCGAGGUACAUGGCACUCGCCCAGACCUCUCAGACUUGCCCCUCCCCAACCCUGAACACGUCUGGUACACGGACGGGAGCAGCUUCAUGGAACACGGAGAGCGGCGGGCCGGUGCGGCGGUGACCACGGAAGAUCAGGUAAUAUGGUCCCAAGCUCUACCUGCAGGAACCUCCGCUCAGAAAGCGGAGCUCGUAGCUCUGACCCAGGCUCUAAGACUGGCGGAGGGAAGGAGAUUGACGGUGUAUACCGACAGCAGAUAUGCCUUCGCCACGGCCCACAUCCAUGGCGAAAUAUACAGAAGGAGAGGUUUACUUACUUCGGAGGGAAAAGAGAUUAAAAAUAAAAAAGAAAUACUAGCCUUGCUACAGGCCAUUCAUCUGCCGCGAGCUCUCAGCAUCAUCCAUUGCCCAGGGCACCAGAAAGGGGACACUCCAGUUGCAAGAGGCAACAGGAUGGCUGACUGGGCGGCGAGGGCGGCCGCCACUGAGGAAAAACGGGUCGAAGUCCUAUCGGUUGACUCUAGACCUCAUCAUGGUGACUCCCGAUGGGAAUACACGGAACAAGAUGUCAAGGCUCUGCACUCCCUGGGAGCACGGGAAGAUCUAAAAACUGGGAAAUGGGUGUACCAAGGAAAGGUAGUGUUGCCCUACGAAAUGGGCCGCCAUUUGAUCUCCUGGCUGCAUCGCCUCACACAUCUCAGCUACCAGAAAAUGAAAAAGCUUCUGGAACGGGAAGAAGAGGUCUACUUCUUUCUACAGAAGAACGAUCUUCUCAAAGAAAUCACCGAACGUUGUGACGCCUGCGCCAGAGUGAAUGCUUCUAAAAUCAAGCUGCCUCCGGGUAUAAGAACCAGAGGUCACAGGCCCGGCACUCACUGGGAAGUAGACUUUACUGAAAUAAAACCGGGCAAGUAUGGAUAUAAAUAUCUACUGGUUUUUGUAGAUACCUUUUCAGGAUGGCCGGAAGCAUUCCCGACAAGGCACGAGACUGCCGCUGUGGUGGCCAAGAAGCUAUUGGAAGAAAUCUUCCCCCGAUACGGGAUGCCCCAGGUAGUAGGGUCAGAUAAUGGUCCCGCCUUCAUCUCCCAGCCCAUCUACAGGCCCUCCAGCUGGUCCAGAAGGAGGUGUGGGAACCUCUAGCCCAGGCGUACCGGGACCAGAGAGACAAUCCGGUCGUGCCUCAUCCGUAUCAGAUCGGAGACGCUGUCUGGGUCAGACGCCAUCAGACC
Mesocricetus auratus (golden hamster) is the source of this 4264-nucleotide messenger RNA. RefSeq lists its product as uncharacterized. Lineage: Eukaryota; Metazoa; Chordata; Mammalia; Rodentia; Cricetidae. Gene Ontology annotation, biological process: proteolysis; DNA integration; virion assembly. Gene Ontology annotation, molecular function: zinc ion binding; aspartic-type endopeptidase activity; nucleic acid binding. The record is from RefSeq and is a predicted model, not a curated record.